Messenger RNA from Fonticula alba, 6489 nucleotides. RefSeq lists its product as hypothetical. Gene Ontology annotation, molecular function: protein kinase activity; ATP binding. The transcript has 5 exons. The record is from RefSeq and is a predicted model, not a curated record. The coding region runs from base 1 to 6489 and encodes 2162 amino acids. NCBI's taxonomy places the organism in Eukaryota, Rotosphaerida, Fonticulaceae. Gene Ontology annotation, biological process: protein phosphorylation.
AUGCCGGGCUCCCCCGGCCGGGUGUACUGCUUCAACAAGUACCCCUUUUCGCGGACGGCGCCCGGGCCGAUGGUCCCAUUCCCGGGCCUGGUGACCAACCUGUCCAUCCGUUUUACCUCCAUGGCUGCCGUCGGGCCGUCGUGCAUCUUGCUAAAUGAGGACAACACUUCGCGGGUGUACAUCUCCGGCGAGAGCCUGGUUGCCCUCUUCGACGAUGUCUCCCCCCCGCGCAUGGACCCCCACAUCCUGAGCAUCGUGGAUGGUUUGUUGCACCUCCGCCGGGCGGCUUCCAACUCGGGGAGCAUCAUACAAGACACCCUUGGCCUGGAUCGCAUCUCGAUGCUGGCGGCCACCGACCUGGACGCCGAUGGCCUGGUGGACGCGGUCAUUGUGGCCCCCUCGGAUGUCCUCAAUCCGCACGGGACCCAGUCGCUCUUCUGGAUGUCCAGCGUGCGCCUGGGCACUGGCCAGGCUCCCCCAAUGGCCAACACGUCGCUGCUGUACCGGCUGCCGGCCGGCUUCCGCGCCGGGCACAUCAUCGUGGGGGACUUCGACGGCGACGGCCGUGCCUCGGACGUGGCCGUGGUGUCCGGCACCGGGUCCACCGUCCCGGAGCAGGUGAUCCUCCUGCUGACGUCGGACCUGGCGGCCCCGGUGCACCUGCUGCUGGCCGACAUGGUCGUUGAUGAUUUGGCCAUGGCCUCGGUGGCCGUGGACCAGCGGCAGCCGAAGAUCGCCCGCGCGCCCGGGCUCGCGGCCCCGGGCCAUGACAGCCUGCUGGUGGCCCACGGCAGCCGGGUGUGGCUGGUGCCGGGGCCGGUGCGGCCGGUCGGCGGCCGGCCAUCGGACCUCGGCCUGCUGGAGGCCCACGGGGCCGGCCUGUUGCCGGACUUCCCCACCCACUCGGACGUCUGGUGGUCGGUGGCCACCGGGGACUUCGACGGGGAUGGCCAUCUGGACGUGGCCCUGGCCCACGGGUCCAUGGGCGGCAAGGUGCUGCUCCUGUCGCAGGUGGCCGCCUCGCCGAACUGCCUGUGCGGCCCGGGCGCCCGCUGCCUCCAUGAGGGCUUCUUCGACCAGCCCACCUGCCAGUGUCUGGACCCGAAUGCGGACCCGGGCACGGACUUCGCCCCGUGCGAGUUCUGCCGGCCGGGCUUCUUCCGGGCAUCCGCCGCCUCCCUCUGCCAGGCGUGCCAUGCCUCGUGUGCCUCAUGCACCGGCCCGACGGCCGGCGACUGUCGGUCAUGCCCGCAGGGCGUGCUCCUGCAGGGAGGCGCUUGCGUGGUGUCGCCCACCGCGCCGGUGACCGUCACGCGCGCGCCGCCCGGCACACAGGCCUUCUACGAGGCCACCCCGGCCGGGGGGUUCCCCAUUCCCGGGAGCGGAUUCACUUCGGCCCGUGCAUUCUGGCUGGCUGCCCCAUUCCAACUGGGCGUCGACACGGCGGAGGCCCACAUGCGCAUCCGGAUAAGCUUCAUGACCAACCCCUCGCCGGAGGGCGUGAGCUUCUUCAGCAUGUGGUCGUCCACCGGGAUGGUGGCCUUCCAGGAUACCCCUCUGCAAGGGGGCCUGAAGGCGGUGGACCAUGUCAUGACCAACCUCCACUCGCAGCCGCUGGCCAAGUACAAUCAAAAGAUCCCGCUGGUUCUGAAUGGCGCCAAUGCGAUGACCUGCGUCCGGAGCAAUCUGGCCGGGCUGUGCCAGCGGAUCCAACAAAAUGACGGGAUGAGUGUCGAUCAUUUGACGGUGGGCCGUUUGGUCGGCGAGCCCGGGCCGGAUGCCGUCAUGCGCGUGUACAAUGGCCCGAGCUUCGGCAACCGGCAAAUCAGCAACUCCACCUUCACCGCGGUGCACUGGGCCGCGGUGGACAAUGACUUCGGCAUCGAGACGAUGGUCCUGCUGAAUGACGUGACCCCGGGCGGCUGGAGCCCCGGCCAGCCGAAUGCCCGGUGCGAGCUGCUGUGGUUCCCCUUCCAGGCAUUCGACGUGGAUCCGGUGGGUGCCUUGCCGGCGGAGGUUCUGCUGGCGGAUGUCCCCUGUGGCCGGCUGAUUCCGGUGCUGUCGGGCCCGGGGGCCGGGCCGCGCCCGGGUUUCCUGCUGGUGCCUUUCAUGCCGGAUCCCAGCACCGGGGCAGUGGUGCUGCUCCUGCGGAAUGUGGCCACCGGGGCGCGCUUCCGGCCGGACUUCCCGGCCCCGGUGCCCAUCCUCACGGCCGGGGACCUGGGCUACACGACCAGCACGCCGGGGCUUGGGCGGCUGGAGGCCGUGGCCGACCCGCUGGUCAUGGCCCCCGGCCGGGCGCGGCUCUUCCUGCGGACCGGCAUCUGGUUGCACCUGGUGGAUGUGCGCUUCGAUGAGGAGUCGGUCCUGGGCGAUGGUCGGCCCGGUCAUGGGGUGGUUGUCACCCACCAGCCGGCGGUUCCGCGGCAUUCCUUCGACCGCUUUGCCGGCGGCCCGGUGACCAUGGUGGCGGUGAAUGUCCAGGAGACCGGCCACUCGGCCCUGGCGCUCUUCAGCCACCUUACCCACUCGGGGGCGGUCUUCCGCCAGGGUGGCGCGGAGAAUGGCUGCGGCUGCGGGCUCCUAGGGCGCUGCGUGUGGCAGGACAACUGGCUCGAGGGGUCCAUCUGCCGGCUGGGCUUCCCGGGCCCGGGGGCGGCCACGGCCGACAGCCAGCCCGAAUGCGUGCCCCAAGCCACCGGCCUCCUGGUGCGGGAUCUGUGUCAGUGCCUGGAUGGGAGCCCGGUCGAUGAGAACCACCCCUCCGGGGAUCUGUGCGGCGGGUGUGGCCCGGGCUCCGGCGGGUCGGAUCCGCCGAUCCAAGUGACCGGCCUGGCGGCCGAGCGGGCCGAGCGGGCCGGUCGGCCGCCAGGCCACCCGAGCCAGCCGGAGCGCCGGGUAGCCGCCCCGGACGCUGGGCCGUCGCCCGACUGGCCCGGGCCAGCCGCCCGGUCCCAGUCGGCCACCUGUGCCGCCUGCUCGGUGGAGGGUUGCCUGGUGUGCCAGGGUGUCCAGUGCAUGGAGUGCCACUUGGGGCUGGUGCUGACGGAGUCCGGCCGGUGUGCUGGCCGGUGCGAUGUGGCCGAUGCGCCGGUUGUGGACCGGCGCAAGUGCGACGCGCGCGGCCCGGCGGACACAUGGAUCCCGGCGCAGCAUGUCCCCCUGCACCCGGCGUGGGCCGGCAUGGAGGCCCUGCAAAUAUCGCGGCUGCGAGUGGCCCACUCGUCCGAGGGCGAUGCGCUGCCGCUGCUGUCUUCGGCCAACUUCCUGCACCUGGGCUACACCCGGGCGGAGGACGGCCAGCGGGAGCACUGGAUGGUGUCGGUGGGGCAGCUGCUGCAGGAUGGUCGGCCGGCCGAGCCGCGUGCUGUGCGGCCCUCCGAGGCUCUGGCCUUCAUGCGCAUCUAUUGCGACGGCGCCGCCGCCGGUGGGAGCCAGGCUGCCGGGGUGGCCGCCGUCGGCUUGGCGGCAGCCUCGCGCACACGGGCCACCGGUCUCCCGCCGGGCCGCCCCCUGUUGUUGCCCUGGGGCCGCCCCUCCGACCGGCCUGCCAUCGGGCAUUCGGCCGGCCGGUCGACCGUGCAGGCUGGCGCCACGGCCACCGGCGCCGGUCGCCCGGUCACCUGGGACACCGUGCCGGUGGAGCAUAUUUCGGCCUUCUCGCAGGCCGUGAAUCUGCCCUGGCUCGGUGGGCUGACGGCCGAGCCGCCAGCCGGCGAGGCCAUCCGGCCUCCCGGCACGGGGUCCUUCCCGCCGGGGCUGGCCAAGCAGGCCGUCAGCCAUGUGUCCGGCGUCACCCCCUUCCUGCUGGCCGUGGAGGCCGGGCCGCCAUCGGCCCUCGGGGCAACACAUCCUGUGUCAGUUUGCACGAUCACCGGCCAGCCGAUUGGCGCCCAGUCGCACAUUCUGGUCUCCCGACACUCGGGGCUCGACCUGUCGGAUGCGCCGGUGGACAUGAUGAGCACCUGCCUCGUGGCCACCCUGGCGAUGCCCUACCCGGCGGAGGAGGUCUUCCUGGAGCCGGCGGCCCUGGCCGCGGGGCUCGGCCUCCUGGCCAUGGGAUUUGUGCGCGUGCCGCCGGCCGCACUGCCGGGCACCCGGCAGGACAUCCACCUGCUAAUGGUCGAGGGCAUGCCCUUGCUGGACAGGAGCCCGCUGCAGGGGUGUGAAUACGUGCUGGUCGAGGCGUCACCCCGGGGCCCGGGCUCGUUGCCGCAUUACCAACAGACCUCCAAUAUGGCCAACCUAACGGGCAUGGGGCAGAUGCUGCAGCUGGCAUCCAUACGGGACCUGAUCCCCUGGCAUCCGGUCGAGCAGCCGGGGCUUCUCUGGAUGCAGGACGCCAAGUCGUGCAUCUGGCCAUUGGACCCGGGCGAUCGGCACAUCACCAACGUCGUCCUGUCCUUGUCGCUGGUCGAUUUCGCGAGUCAGGCCGUCCUCCUCCGGGCCGAUGGGCUGCCGGACAGCAUUGUCCUGGUGGACCUGGAGUGCAUCCGGCUGAAUGUGUGCCAGCAGUUUUCGGACCCCUCGGCCGGCAGCGGCAGCGGCAGCGCCAGGACCACCGACGCCGCGGGCCCCGGCGGCUCUGUCACCGGGCAAGGCAGCGACAGCAGCCACGGCAGCCACGGCAGCGCGACUCGCAAUGGCUAUGGCUGCCCGAUGAGCGUGAUGGAGAGCGACCCCAUCACCGGCGACGUGCAGCUGCAGACGCAUGACGUCGAUGCCGAUGGGCUGAUGGAUUAUGUCCUGGUCCAUCGGGACACCGGCCGGGUGGUGUUCUUCCUGGCCCAGAUCGGCGCCCGGGGGGCCUUCCGUCGGGUGGUCGUCCUCCCGGGCCGGAUGGCGGCCGCCACCGGUGGCAGCCUCCCCCCGCCGCCGGACAUCCUGGUGGCUGAUGUCGACCAGGAUGGCCACAUGGACGUGGUGGUGGUGGACCGGUCGGCCGACGGCCGCGAGGCCAGCCUCACGGUGUACGGCCGGGCCGACCAGACCGAGGCCUGGUGCCCGCCCGGGGUGGAGUUCGACCCGGUGGCCGGUCGGUGCGUCUGCCCCGGGGCCGGGCGCUUCAUCAACCCGGCGACCGGCAAGUGCCAGUGCGUUGAGCACGCGGUGCCGGCCGGGCCGGGCGCCGUGGACUGCAUUUGCCCGGCCGGCAUGCAGGCCGCCCUGUCGGCGUGCGUCUGCCAGCCGGGGCUGCUCCCGGUCGCCGAUGAGGCCACCAGCAGGGCCAUCUCGCCGCCCCGGUGCGAGGCCUGCCAUGGCAGCUGUGCCACCUGCUCGGCCACCCGGCCGGGGCUGUGCGCCGGCUGCCCGGCCGGGCGCCUGCUCCAGGCCGGCGCCUGCGUGGCCGCCUGCAGCCCGGGCUUCGGGCCCUCGGCCGACGGGCGCCGCACCCCGCUGGGCGGGUCGUGCGCCGAGUGCGACGAGUCCUGCACCGCGUGCACCGGGCCCGGCUCGGGCCAAUGCACCGCGUGUGCCCCGACCGCGCCGCAGCUCUGGGGCGGGGCCUGCCUGGGGGUCUGCCCGGGGGGCACCUUCCCGGAGACGGGCAGCAGCAUGUCGCUGGACACGUGCCUGCCCUGCGCGCCCUACUGCCUGGGGUGUGGUGGCCCGACCGGGGCCCAGUGCACCCGGUGCAUCGAGGGCCUGGUCCUGCACCCGGUGCAUGGGUGUGUCUCGUCCUGUGGCCGGGGGAUGGUGCUGCUGGGCAACCAGUGCGUCGCCUGCAGCCCCGAGUGCCGGCACUGCGAGGGAUCUCCCGAGCACUGCACUCAGUGCCCGGAGGGCAUGCUCCUUGGGACCACGGCCGGGACCUGCGUGCCGAGCUGUGGUCAGCAGGAGUUCGCCGACCUGGCGACCCCCUCGCUGGCGCGGUGUGUGGCCUGCCACGCGGACUGCGUCUCUUGUGAGCGCGGCCCCGGGUCGGAGCACUGCACCGUCUGCCGGCCGGAGCUGGCUUUCUUGGACCUGAAGCCGGAGAAUGUGUUUGUCCGGCCGGACCCGGCGGACCCGUCACGCCUGCAGCCGGUCAUCGGGGACUUCGGCGUGGCCCUGGUGCUGAACCGGUUCUCGGUGAUCCCGACGCUGGGGGACGUGGCGGCCGGCAGCCUGCCGUACGCCCCGCCGGAGACGCUGGCCCGGCUGCACGGGCUGCCCUUCGCCCUGGCCCCGCCGGACAGCAGCGUGGUGUCCCUGCUGAAGGUGGACAUCUACUCGCUGGGGGUGCUGCUCUUCAGCCUGGUGGCCGCGGCUCGGCCCUGGUCCGACGCCCCGCAAGCGGACAUCCUGCGCGCGGUACUGGACGGCAAGCGGCCGGAUGUGGCCCCGGGCACCGGGGCCCCGGUGUGGCUGACCGAUGCGGCCAGCGCCGCGCCCUGGCUGGCGGCCUUCCAGCAGGCCUACCGGCAGGCGUGGGCGGCGGACCCGCGCGAGCGCCCGGGCGCCGCGGCCCUGGCCGCCACGCUGGCCGCCCUGGCUGCAUCCUCCUGA